UUCUAACUCAGCCCAGCUUUUUGUAAGUUACCACGUGAUUUAAGAUUACACCGGCAGUCUCGGGCGUAGGUUCUUGAGGCAGACCCUGGUUGCAUCAUUCAUUUGUCCCUGUAAUUUCGUUUUUCUCCUGCGCGUUCCUUAUUCAAUCUCGAUAUCAACAAACGACGAAGAAUAGUUCAUUGAGUUCGAAGGUCCCGGAAGGAAACAUCAUAUUUUCAAGAGAACGCGCCGCCAUGUCUCGGUUUACUCGAUCCCUCCGGGUACCCCGGCCUAAGAGCCUAUUCGGCAUCACCAGCCUCCAAACCGGCGUCGAACUUAUCGCUCUGGCUCUCGUCUUCAACAAGAUCACUGGCGUUUACGGACUCCUGGCCAUUCUUACUGGAUAUCAGCUAUCUCUCCUCCAGCUCUCGACAUACGUCUACUCUAUUGCUGUUCUCAUAGGGCUAGCAAUUCUUAUUCCUCACAUUCGGCGACAGAGCCCCUUUGAAUGUUUGGCGCUCGCAUGGCUUUACAUUAUCGACACCGUUAUCAAUGCAGCAUACACCGCAGCCUUCGGCCUGGACUGGUAUUUCUCUACUCAACUGAGCGAGACAACCGAAUCCAAGAAGACGGAUCUCCCUAACUUUGUGGCUGAGGGUAUGCAAGGUCUGCGUAAGGAGGCUGCCAUGCAUGGAAAAGUCGUUCCUCAGGAAACGGCUGCCAGCAUGUUGCUGAUUGUUGGCGCGACGUUGAUCCGUGUGUAUUUCAGUUUCAUCGUCAUGGCGUAUGCAAAGCAGGUGUUGCAAAAGUACAUGCAACUGAUGAUUCUGGAAGGCCCUGGCGUUGAUGACCAAGAAGGUCCUUUCGCUGAGGAUCUUCCUGACGGUGAGGGCCGCCGGGGCCGCCUUGGCCGUUUGAUGGUAUCAUGUGGCAGAGCUUACUGGCUUGACACCCGGGAGUCUGAUGAAUGGGCUCCCAAUCUGGGAGGACCCAACAAGCCCGUCUCAGCGGGCACGCUCUCUGGCGAGGUUUAAACCGUUUCAUGCGGAAUCUACCGCGCAUCACUGGGCGACCCUGAUGAAUCAUUCUCAGGGCUAGAAGUCAGAUGAAUAAUAAGCGGACAGGCCGUGAGGGAGAGCAUGCUCUCUUUUUUGCAUUUCGUGAUGCAAUAUAGGGCCGGUGUUUCGGGUUCAGCCAUUCGCUUGUUCGUGGUCAAUGGACAAACACGAUAGACGGAGUUUGUUUAGUAUGAAUGUGGCAUCUUGAAGAUCCAAGGGGAAACAAGCAUAAGUCAAAUCCAGUCUAACACGGAAAGUAUGCCGGUGACUCGGCCGGCACGGAGGAACUGCGGCAUAUGCGGCGAAAUCGCGGCAUGUUGUGGAUUGAUUGAACGGCCGUUGCGGGUUGUCAGGGCGGAUGAGCCGACAUGAGAUGUUGAAAGCGGAUUGCGUGAUAGGACAAUCCCAGUACAAUGCUGGGAGACCUGAGAGGCACAUGAUAUCAUCUCGUCAUUGCAUACUGGGCUGUCAUGGAUCGAUGAGGGCAAGGUUCGUCUCUUGUAUACUAGAGUUGUUCUGGGUUAUGAAUUGGGUGCAUCGAGUACAAAAUAUUGGAUAAUGAUAAUACGUGCUACGCAGCUUAGCACCUAAUACACCUUUUGGUUAGACAAUGAAAUUGAAUGCUAAGAUCUGCCCUCUCACAAACUGGUAUUGUCAUGACUGUUUACUUUCAUCUUGAUAUGAUUGAUGGCGAAACCGGCCAAUGACAUUUGAGCAGUUAAUCAAUCAGUAAGCCUCAGUAUAAAAUACCUAGCUAGCCUC
Molecule: messenger RNA, 1799 nt
Organism: Fusarium verticillioides 7600
Lineage: Eukaryota; Fungi; Ascomycota; Sordariomycetes; Hypocreales; Nectriaceae
Exons: 2
Coding region: 234-1013 (259 amino acids)
Biological process (GO): inositol phosphoceramide metabolic process
Cellular component (GO): inositol phosphoceramide synthase complex; Golgi membrane
Molecular function (GO): inositol phosphoceramide synthase regulator activity
Source: RefSeq, a predicted model, not a curated record